Messenger RNA from Schistosoma curassoni, 3263 nucleotides. The record is from the annotation of a GenBank genome assembly. NCBI's taxonomy places the organism in Eukaryota, Metazoa, Platyhelminthes, Trematoda, Strigeidida, Schistosomatidae.
GAAUUUAACUAGAUAAAGCUCUGAUGACUACAAUAGCUCUUCCUCUUAAUAGUUUAGAAGGUGUGAAACGAAACUACUCUGUUCACCUUCUAGAACCUUGUACACCUUGGCGUUACAAUGCAAAGAAGUUAGUCAAACUAACGCAUCAUACCAAUAUCAGUUUGACAGAAAUCAAUGGGAUGUUGGCAAUGUUUGAACAGACAUCAAACACAAAGACAACUUUGUCACAACUAUAUUUACCAUCGUCAUCGUUACCAUCGCUAUCAUCUAUGUUAUCAUCAAAUGUGAAUUCCUCCAAUCAUACUCCUACAUCAGAUAUUUCUUUUAAUACAAUCAGUGGAACUAAUGAUAUUUCUACCAGUGAUAAUAGUAAUGGCUUGAAUGAACAUGUUUAUCACUAUACUAGUAACGAUAAUGAUAACAAUUUGGCACAGAGCAGUAACAGUAUCAAUUGUCAUAGUAACAAUAAUAUCGGUAACAGUAUAGCAAGAACUGCUAUUACUACUGUAAAUAUCAAUGAAUUGGAUCCUCAGGAUGAAGACUGGUCUACACCAACAGGAAGUAUGGAAGCAUUGAAUAUAGAUCAUGUGGUUUCGGGUGGAUCAAUGUCUCAGGAUAUUAGUAACAGUAGUGAAAUUACCAAUACAUCUCCACUGGCACAACAACCAUCUACAUCUCAAGGAAAACUUGAUGAAUUAAUGUCAAUAUUUCCUAAUUUAAAAUCAAACAUACUUGAGGAAUUUUUAUCACUUGCACAUGAUAACGUUUCAUGGGCAACUACAUUGAUUUUAGAUAAUCAUACUAGCGAAAGAACAAGUCAGAAAAUUGAGCAGAAUUCUAAUCUAGUUGCAAAUAAUUUAUUGUUAUGUAAAUCUAUUGUUAGUCAAACUUCUGAACAUCCAUCGACAGAAGUAACAGAAGCAGCCUUAGAUCCUGCACCGCUAUCACCAACAACUUGUACGCCUAGUUUUUCCAAUAUCUUGGAAGACAAUACAAAUAAUGUUGGCCAAACUACUUUGUCAUCUGUAAAAGAAUCUCAAUGUGAAAAUGAAAUAGGUCGUACUUUUAAUCAUCAACACGGUAUUAAGUUUUCAAGAAGUUUUCUACAAACAGCACAUGAAGAGUAUGCAUUUGGUCUUGGCUUAUCAGAUGUUGAUAUAUCUCCUGAUGCAAUUCCCGACUUUAUCAUCGAUGAAUGGACACCUGAACCUAAUUUGAUCAAAGAAAUUUAUGCCAGUUUUAUGCGACAUUUAGGUGUUCUCUCAAAUAGCACAACUAGUGUAUUAACACCGAAAUUUCCGCCAUCAAAUACACGGAAUUCAAAUCAAAAUACAAAGAAAACUACUGUAACACCAUCAACAAAUAUAACAUCAAAGAGAUCAUUUUCAACAUUUUUACAAAUUAUGGAUGAUGAAGAAGGUCUACUGCGUUCUGUAGAAGAUUUUCGAACGUCCUUAAAUACUCCCGUCAUACGUUUGAUAUUAAACCGGUUGAUGUCUAAAUUUCCUGGGACACAAAAAAAUGUUGUUGAAGAAGCAUUUGUUCGAUGCGAAUUUGAUGAAGCUCGGACAGAAGUUUAUCUUUUAACUUAUUAUAAAUCAACUAUUGAAUCAGUGACAAAGUCUACGACAACAACAACGUCGACAACCACUAACAAUUCAUCAUCUAUUCAGUACUGGAAUAACAUGUCGUCAACUGUGAAUCAACAGUCUAUCAAUUCAGCUUUUAUACCUAAUAAUAGUGAUAAUAAUGGCAAUAAUAUUAAUAAUAAUUUGGUUGGAUUAGAUUAUCAUCAGAUUACGGAAGAAAACUUGAGUUUACAAGAAAUUCAAGAUGAAGAGGAAGCGCUGAAUAGAUCUAUUGAAGAUCAGAGAGAUCGUCUUCUAACAUUGGCCAAUCAACUUUGUUUGAGUCGUUUAAAAGCACAGUUUCCUGGAAUAGAUAUAAAUUAUUUGGAAAAUCUUUUCAUUCGAUUUGAUUUAAACGAGCAAAAUCUUUCGGAUUAUCUCAUAAAACAAGGUUUUGUAACUCACUCGUUAAAUCCAUUUCUCGUGGAAACUGUAAAUAAAUACAUUGAAAAUGUCGACGAUAAUGAUAGUAGAGUUUCACCAGUUUCAUCUAGUCAAGGUUAUGUAACUGAUAUUAGCAAUAGCAGUAUUCAUAAUACUGAUUGGUUAAAUUUGGUUAACCAAAAGAUAUCUGGUAUUCGACAAAGGAUAGGUCGUAUGAAGAAUGAUCUUUCAUAUGCUAACGAUAAUCGAAUUAAACAAUUCCAAAUAACUGAGAUACGUUCAUUACAAAGUCAAUUGCAUUAUUUAGAAUUACAAAAAGCUGAAUAUCUUGUUGAUACAAGAUCAUCAUUAUAUGAAGAUGAAUUAUUGACCAAUGGAGGGAAACCAAUUCAUUCAGCUUGUUUAGCAUUUGCUUAUCUUGAUUUACAUGGAUUAAAUAAAUCAUGCGCAUUACAUGUAUUACAACAACGUUUAACUUAUUUAAAAGAUAAAUUAAAUCGAUUAAAAUCAUUGAAAUAUUUCACCGUGAUAACUGGUCGAGCAGCUGGCAGUGAAAGUGACUUAGUGUCAAUAGCCCCAGUGUUAAGACCAGCAGUUAUACAGUAUCUUUCAAGAAAUGGUUAUAAAUUUGAAGAGAAUUUUCGAGUCGGUUCUGGACAUUUUACAGUUAGUUUAAACAAUUCAAAAUUGAGAUAAUAAUAGAACUGACAGGGAAAAUUUGUUUUCAUUGAUUAAUAAACAAAUACUUGAUUACUGCAAUUUUCCUAUUCCAUUUAUAUAUUUUUUCUGUUUGAUUAUUUUUUCUAGUCUACAGCCCGCAUCGUUUUUUUUUGAGCAAAAAACGAUCCGGUAAGAAGAUGAUUUUAUUUUAAUUGAGAUCAUGAACCAAUCAACGGUAGUCUAACAUUCAACGGUUCAUGAUCUCAAUUAAAACUCAACAAUUUUCACAACCCUAUACUGAUAAGAUGAUCUUGUUGUUGGUGUAUGUUUGAUUUUUUGAUAAUCACUGUUAUUUCUGUCACUUAGAGUUGUAUGUUCGUUUGUUUCUUAUUUUGUAAAAAUCUCUUUUUCGACGAAAAAGAAAACGGAAGAUUAAAAAAAAUAUUUACUCAGUGUUUUAAUGUCAAUUCACUGGAUUGGCACAACUUGGUUAAUUUAUAUCCUAUCAUGGUAUAGAUUGUCAUUGCUGAAUCAGCAGUAUAUUGUUAUUUUUUUUCAAAAAAAAAGUCGUAAUUAAACUGUAAAUGUAUG